AUGCUGCUGUGUGCAGUGCUGUUGUGCUUCGGAGAUUGGGUUGACCUCGCUGACCAGUUUCUCACGCAGCCGGUGUGUGCCGUGGCUACUGCCUACUGGCUACUGCCAGUGUGUCGUCUACUGGAAGACAUCAGAUUCUACAGCCUGAGCGGCGUGGGCGUGGCGUCCGCCCACUGGGGCGCGUGCAAAUUCGGCGUCUGCGGCCUCCUGGCCGCCGCGGCGCGCGCCCGCUCCACCGGAAGCUCGGCGCAGCGGCGCGCGGCCUCUUUCGUCGUGGCGACGGCCCUCGCCCUGGCGCUCUCCUUGGCCGCCAGCGUUGCGCUGCUCGUCGGACGCGGUGCCCUCCUGGCCCUCCUGACUCACUGGGGGGCGGCCCUCGACGCGCUGGGCGACUGCCUCGCGGUGGCGCUCUUCUCUGGGCUGAUCGGGCCGCCCUCCCUGCAGGUUCUCGCACGCGAUGCGUUCUCUACCGUCAACUGCUACACCGACGACCAGCUCCAAUCCUUCUACGAGAAGUAUUUGGAAUACCUGGACAGGGCGCAGGAGCACCCCGAUCCCACUGGCGUCAAGUUGAGGCUGCUCGUGCAGCAGCUCGACAUGCUGCAUGCCUCCGACGAUCACGCCGGUUUCAACGACGAGCUGCACCCGGAGCUGCAGCGCAUCGAGGCCGCGUCGGGGAUGCCCAAGCCUGGCUCGCAUCCGUCCGUGCGCACAGUUGCGGAGGAGUCCCAGCUCAAGGAGGCGCUCUCCGCCAUGGAGCAGAUCUAUAGCAUUUGCAAGAAGCCCGUCUUUGUUCUGCCCAUGGAUGGCGACGUGGACGCGGGCGGGGAGUAA
Messenger RNA from Prorocentrum cordatum, 834 nucleotides. Lineage: Eukaryota; Dinophyceae; Prorocentrales; Prorocentraceae. The record is from the annotation of a GenBank genome assembly.